Messenger RNA from Lachancea lanzarotensis, 1665 nucleotides. Its product is annotated as LALA0S05e00826g1_1. The record is from RefSeq and is a predicted model, not a curated record. Gene Ontology annotation, molecular function: carbohydrate:proton symporter activity. The transcript has a single exon. Gene Ontology annotation, cellular component: membrane. NCBI's taxonomy places the organism in Eukaryota, Fungi, Ascomycota, Saccharomycetes, Saccharomycetales, Saccharomycetaceae. Bases 1 to 1665 code for a protein of 554 amino acids. Gene Ontology annotation, biological process: carbohydrate transport; transmembrane transport.
AUGAGCUUGUCAGAUAAGCUUCUCUUGCGCAAUGUCAACUACCGGGGCCGUAUCUACGACAAGUUCCCCAAAAUUUACAACAUUUACGUGGUAGGUGUAGUGGCAUGCAUUUCCGGACUGAUGUUUGGGUUUGACAUUUCAUCGAUGUCGUCGAUGAUCGGUACCGAUGAAUAUAAGGCCUAUUUUGACAAUCCUCAAUCCACGCGGCAAGGUGGUAUUACGGCUUCGAUGUCUGCAGGAUCAUUUUUUGGAUCGCUCAUUUCGUCGAGUGUGACCGAUGUUUAUGGAAGACGUGUGUCGCUGCACUUGUGUUCGGCUUUCUGGAUCCUGGGAGCUAUCUUGCAGUCUUCUUCGCAAAACGUGGCGAUGCUGGUGGCAGGCCGUGUAGUGAGCGGCAUUGGUAUUGGGUUUGGGUCGUCUGCGGCCCCGGUGUACUGUUCUGAAGUGUCGCCUCCUCGCAUUAGAGGAACCAUCUGUGGCCUUUUCCAGCUAAGUGUCACUGUCGGUAUCAUGAUCUUGUUCUACAUCGGGUACGGUUGCCAUUUCAUCAACGGGACUGGUGCAUUUAGGGUCACGUGGGGCAUCCAAAUCGUCCCCGGUCUCGUUUUGUUAGUCGCAGCGUUUUUCUUACCAGAAUCGCCUCGUUGGCUGGCCAACCACGAUCGAUGGGAAGAAGCUAGCGAGGUUGUUGCUAGGAUUAGCGCUCAUGGAGAUCGAGAUGACCCCCAAGUCCAGCUACAAUUGGAAGAAAUUAAAGAACAGGUGUUGAUCGACCAGGCCGCCAUGAAUUUCGGUUACCGUCAUCUCUUCCGCAAGAAGUCAUUGAGAAAGACGAUAGUCGGCGUCUCUGCGCAAAUGUGGCAACAGCUAUGUGGUAUGAAUGUGAUGAUGUACUACAUUGUGUACGUUUUCAAAAUGGCCGGUUACACAGGCUCCCAAGUUUUGGUGUCUGGCUCCAUCCAGUACGUAUUGAACGUUGUUAUGACUAUUCCUGCCCUGUUUCUGGUAGAUAAAGUGGGGAGAAGACCCGUAUUGAUCACCGGCGGCGUUUUUAUGUUCAUAUGGUUGUUCGUUGUGUCUGGAUUACUAGCCAAUUACUCAGUCCCUGAACCGAAUGGAUUCGAUGGCGACGACACAGUCAGGAUCAGUAUACCUCCAAGUCAUAAACCUGCCGCACGGGGUGUAAUUGCCGCUUGCUACUUAUUUGUGUGUUCCUUCGCACCAACAUGGGGUAUUGGUAUUUGGAUCUACUGUUCGGAGAUUUUCAACAACAUGGAGAGAGCAAAGGGUUCUGCUCUUUGUGCUUCUGUAAAUUGGGCCUUCAACUUUGCUUUGGCUAUGUUUGUGCCAAAAUCCUUCACAAACAUCAGCUGGAAGACCUAUAUCAUUUUUGGAGUGUUUUCAGUAUGCCUCACUAUUCAGACAUUUCUCAUGUUCCCAGAGACUAAGGGCAAAACACUGGAAGAGAUUGAUCAAAUGUGGGCAGACAACAUACCCGCCUGGAAGACCGGUUCCUACGUACCAGAAUUGCCAAUCAUCGAAGAUGAAGAAGGCAACAAGCUCGGGUUAUUGGCCAGAGCACAACACAUUGAGAACGCCAGCAACGAAAAACCUCUUUUUCAACAUAAUGACGCUAUGGAAAACAGCACCAGUCACUCUCAAUGA